Messenger RNA from Acaulospora morrowiae, 396 nucleotides. Lineage: Eukaryota; Fungi; Glomeromycota; Glomeromycetes; Diversisporales; Acaulosporaceae. The record is from the annotation of a GenBank genome assembly.
AUGUUUCAUUUUUUCUCCCGCCUUCUUUCUGUUGUCCCAUUUUACGUUACAUGGCUUUUCGAACCAUUAAAAUGGUACCAUAUUGAAAAGAGUUACGAAUGCAUUGCUGUUUCCAAAUGCAGGCAUUAUAUCAGACGUGCGGUCAAUGAUACUGAAAAAAACAGUGAAGAAAACAGAAUUUUGGAACCCUUGUUAGUUCCUGGUGAUAACAAUGAAAUCUCCGAAUUCGUCCUUGGAUUUCCGGAUAUCGCAAGUAUCGAUCCCUUAACCAAUAGUACCGUACUCCGCGAAAGCUUACGAGAUUCUCAUGGUGACUUGCUCGAUUAUUGCGAUCGUACCCAAAAGUUAGAACGCGAACUUCUCGAUAUUCUUGAAAUUAUGAAAUCAAUCAAUUGA